AUGUUGUCGAUUGGCUUCGAUCAUUAUGGGAUUGAGAUGAAGGCUACGAAAAAGGAUGGCUUGGGGACACUAAUUUAUGGUCAAAGUGGUUUAGCUAUUUUAGUUCAUGGUUUUCCUAGUAUAGUUGGAUUAGGUUGGGGGAAACCAUCCGAGAGGAGGCUAUUAGGCUUUGUUGUUGGGGAAGAUGGGAGACAGAAUGCUACUAUUUCAGUUUAA
This is a messenger RNA of Dovyalis caffra, 216 nucleotides long. Lineage: Eukaryota; Viridiplantae; Streptophyta; Magnoliopsida; Malpighiales; Salicaceae. The record is from the annotation of a GenBank genome assembly.